CCUCAGCUUAGUUCUGUGCAUUGGGGAGAUGAUUGGCUACCUGAUAUUGUUUUAUACUGCAAUACUUUAGAUUCCAAUAACAAUGCACAUACAUUUAUAACUUAUAAGUACCUAAUGUACGUAAUAAACAAUUGAGGUAAAUACCAACUUCUAUUAAAUCAACCAUAAAUGCUUUACGAGCCGGAAGCACGCGAGACUUGAGAGAGGAUUCCAAUCGGUUGAUGGAUAUAGGGGCAGUGUUAUCCCCCGCUUGAGUGACCCCUGCCAAGGUCGAACUGAAGCUGGCAAUUCAACAGGUUCGCUUAAUGAACAACAACACUCGCCGACAACAAGAGUAAGCUGGCCAUUAUGAAAUCAUACUUUCAGAAAUUCAUAUCAUUCUCGUCGAGGAAAUCUGGGCCAUGGCCGAGAGUUAUCAAGCUUCAAUCGCUCCAGCACCACCGAGCACCCAGGGCGAAUUUAUCUGCGACAAGUGCAAGGCCAUAGAUUUCAGCAAAGCCUUGGCAGUACCGCCGGCCCACCUCCGCGAGGCCAUAGGCCGGAAGUGCGGUGUUCUGCUCGACACGGACGCUUCGCGGUAUGCGCGCUUGCUAAACACCGAAUGUAGGCUUUGCCGCAUUCUGCGUUCCACGAUAUGCUGGUAUCACGGGGAGUGGUCGGACCCUGAUAUGCAGGCCGGACAGGAUACUACAGACAAAUUUGAGCUAUACGCGUUCGCCUCCUCGAGAAAUGUGCCCUGGGGGUUUAGGAAACCGGGACCCGAUCAAGACUUUCAUAUCCUUAUUACCCUUCCCACCGGCUUCUUUGCUAGUUUCGGGGACCAUUCUAGGGAGUGCGGGCGGGGUGCAGCGGGAUAUGUUUUCUGCUUUGCUGAGCAUCCUAAGCCGGGUCUCUUUAGGCCCCAGGUAGUCCCCCGACGAUUUGAUUAUCAACGGGCCCGUCUAUGGUUAGAUUUCUGUAGGGAGAAUCAUGCGCAGCAAUGUUGUAGCACGGUGGAGAUUGUGCCGGGGAUGGAAUUGAUUGAUUGUGAGACUUGGACCAUCGUGAAGGCGGAGCCGGGUAUGCGAUGGGUAGCCCUGAGCUACCUCUGGAGACAGGAAGAGACAGUAGAGGUGCCUUUAGAAUCUAACUACGAAAGUCCCUCUUCACGGCUUCCCUCUUCCGUUCCCAACUCCGUUAAAGACGCUGCCACAGUAGUAAAGCAGCUUGGGUUACGAUAUCUUUGGGUAGACCGCUAUUGUAUCGAUCAAAAUAAUGUGGAAGAAAAAGCUUUUCACAUUUCGCAGAUGGAUGCGAUCUACCGUGGAGCAGAUCUAGUCAUUAUCACCGCGGCUGGCUCCGACGAACGCUACGGGUUGCCGGGGGUUGGAUCUACGCCUCGCCUACAACAAGAAAUUGUACAACUUGAAUCCUCCACGAUCUUCACUACUGGCCCUGACCCCCGCUGGAAUGUACAAGAGCACUCUCGGUGGUGGACAAGAGGGUGGACGUUUCAAGAAGGACUACUGGCUAAUCGACGUCUUGUGUUUACAGAGCACCAGGCGUAUUUUGAAUGCCAUUGCGCAACUUGGAUGGAAUCGGUAGGCGGUCUUGAAUUCAUCCCCAAUCCGGAGAAUAUCAACUUGUCAAGUAUGAAAUCGGCGCGCAACCGCCUGUUCAAGUCUUUAGGGAAUACUAUCUCUGAUAGACCGGAUAUCCCCCCAAGCAUUAGUGAGGAAGGCACAGAGAAGUCAAAUGGGGAUUACUUGGUUGCAAUUCGAAUUAGAGAAUGGUGCCAUUUGGUUCAGCGGUAUACAGCACGCACACUAAGCCACGACUCAGAUUCGCUGAAUGCUUUCGCGGGGAUUGCACGGGUGCUAAGUAAACUUGAGCCUGCUACUCUUCACCUCCUCGGUCUCCCAUAUGUACUAUCAGCGGGCGAUACCGAGCUCAUGGAUAAUUAUUUCUUGAUAUCUUUCUGCUGGCACCACGAAGGGGACAGUACUCCUAGGCGCAGACCAGAUUUCCCCUCGUGGACUUGGACCGGCUGGGAGGGACCUAUGGCGUGGAUGGGCGCUUGGAUACUGAGAAGUAGAGACGAAUGUUUCCCCAAGUGGCGUAAUGUGUGCAUUCAACACUCAACGGACGAGCCCCGUCCCGUUUCGGGGUACUUGGCGCAACACGGUUCAACAGAUUCCGAUAUUGCGCCACCCUUUUCCAUCUGCUUCGAAGCCAGAGUGGUACCUUCGUCGCUUUUCCAGUUUAACGUCAGAGAGCCUGGUGACGGUCGUGUGAUUAGGUCUAAUAGAGGAAGCGAGGAAAACACAGGUGACGAAGAGGAUGACAGCGAUAGUAGUAGUGUGGAUGAUGAAGAUAAUAACGGAAAUGGUAGUGAGGGUGAAUCUCAGCAUGAUGACCACAACACCAACGACGAUAGCAAUAAUGAAGAAACUCAAAAUGAUGACGAAGAUGACGAGGAGGAUAACGAAGAUUCGCUAGAAAGCGAUCCAGUUGUCGCCGAUCCCAAUGACUGGGCCUUGUGGACUAUCGAUAGACACGGCGUGCCCGAUCGAAUAGCAAAGCCCACGAAUACGCCGAGGGAGUUUCUCGACCGCUUAGAUGACGGUACCUGGACAUGUCUCCUAAUCGGUGAUUUCUUGGGGAAUAAUGAAUUCACGCAUGAGAGGUUUCUCUUAGUCGUGGAGUGGUUGGAUAAGAACACGGCGACUCGAGUUGGUGCCCUUGUACUCGAACAGCAUCCUUAUUUAGAUGCUGCUUAUCCUGAUUUCUUCGACGAGAGCAGUCUGGAUUGGAGAAGUGUUCGGUUGGUUUAACGGUGUUGAGUAAGGAGUGAAGAAUUGAGAAUUCCAGCCGCCAUUUUUCGGUUCCAUACUUGCUAUUAUAUUGUCAUAUAACAUCUUUAUAAGAGGAACAAGUACGCAUAGACUAUUUUCAAGGUUGUGCAAUAUAAUGCUCCCGGGUAUCUAAUUCAAUUAUACUGACAGCGCUUAAAGCGACUGGGGAAAACAAUAGGCAGGCAUAAACAAAACUUUCAACUUGAAUAUCAAAUUACCCAUAUAAUUCAUACGAGCCACACCUAAAUUGCCC
Daldinia decipiens is the source of this 3087-nucleotide messenger RNA. Its product is annotated as HET-domain-containing protein. The record is from RefSeq and is a predicted model, not a curated record. Bases 402 to 2813 code for a protein of 803 amino acids. The transcript has 2 exons. Lineage: Eukaryota; Fungi; Ascomycota; Sordariomycetes; Xylariales; Hypoxylaceae.